Messenger RNA from Cuscuta campestris, 3341 nucleotides. NCBI's taxonomy places the organism in Eukaryota, Viridiplantae, Streptophyta, Magnoliopsida, Solanales, Convolvulaceae. The record is from the annotation of a GenBank genome assembly.
CAUAAAUGCGUGACUAAUUGAUUACAUAAAAUGAUGCAUUGUUGCCUGCAGCUGCUUAAAGCAUUCACAAUGGCAAAUAAAGAAAUGGAAUGUCACACGCUGAUGUGGCACAAUUCAAUCAAUUAGAAAUUGCACAGUCAUUAUUUAAAUUUUUAACCUAAUUUAAAAAUAAAAAAUAGAGUGUGGCAGCCUUGAGGCUACCUCACUUACCGUGGAAGAAUGCACAAAAAACGCGAGGCAGUUGCUGAUGUGGUGCGAGGCAGAUACUAUGUGGUAGCGUGCUGGCUAAAAUGGCACGUCGUUGCCAUUGCUCUUAGUCAAGUCAGUUUCGAAAGAGGUAAAAUUGCUACAAGGGUGGACUAUUGCUGGUGGAGUAAGCUUUAUUAUGGCGGGAAAACGAACCGCCAUAUAGUGGCUCAGUACUCUGUCGGACACUCGCUAGGUUUCGCUGUUCCCCACCUCCAUCUCCGCCGAGCUCCCGGUGCAGGAGCCAUGAUCUCCAUUCUCAAGAAAUACUUUGGGCACUCGGCAUUUCGGCCCUACCAGAAAGAAGUGAUCGAGAAAAUCGUCGAUGGAAAAGACUGCUUGGUUGUCAUGGCCACGGGCAGUGGCAAAUCACUCUGUUAUCAGGUGCCCCCUUUGAUCACUAAAAAGGUUUCUGUAGUGAUUAGCCCUCUCAUAUCUUUGAUGCAAGAUCAGGUAAUGGCCUUAAAGGAAAGAGGCAUUAAAGCUGAGUUUCUAUCGAGUGCCCAGACUAACCGCAGUGUGCAGAGCGAUGCUGAAUCUGGUCAAUAUGACAUUUUGUACAUGACUCCUGAAAAGGCUUGUUCUAUUCCUACCAGUUUCUGGUCUAGCUUAUUGAAAUCAGGGAUUUGUCUUUUGGCUGUUGAUGAAGGACAUUGCAUUUCCGAGUGGGGCCAUGAUUUUAGGGUAGAGUACAAGCAGUUACACAAAUUGCGCGAUGUUCUUACAGGGGUUCCUUUUGUUUCCCUCACCGCAACUGCUACGGAAAGAGUUCGGAGUGACAUUAUAAAUUCCUUGGAGAUGAAAGACCCUCAUGUUGCUAUAGGCUCUUUUGAUCGCAAGAAUAUCUUCUAUGGAGUCAAAUCCUUCACUCAUGGCUCUCUAUUUGUCAACGAGCUAGUAGAAGAGGCCUUCAAGUAUGCAGAGGAUGCGAGUUCAACUAUCAUAUAUUGUACAACAAUUAAAGACACUGAAGAGCUCUUCAAGUACCUCAUUGGAGCAGGAGUCAGGGCUGGAAUGUAUCAUGGCCAGAUGUCUAAUAAAGCACGUGAAGAGGCGCAUAGAUCAUUUAUCAGAGAUGAAAUCUAUGUGAUGGUUGCCACUGUUGCAUUUGGUAUGGGUAUUGAUAAACCAAAUGUAAGGAAUGUGAUACACUAUGGCUGCCCAAAGAGUUUGGAAUCUUAUUACCAGGAAAGUGGAAGAUGUGGCCGAGAUGGGAUUCCUUCAAUCUGCUGGCUUUACUACACAAGAAGUGACUUUGCUAAAGCUGAUUAUUACUGCAGAGAAGCAUCUUCAGCAGAUCAGCGAAGUGCUAUCAUGGAAUCAUUUAUUGCCGCACAACAUUAUUGUUUGUCCACAACUUGCAGGAGAAAAUAUCUUCUAGAAUACUUUGGAGAGACAUGUGCUUAUGAUGACUGUGGGAAUUGUGAUAAUUGCACUAGUCCAAAGAAGGAGAAUGAUAUGUCAAGAGAAGCAUUUCUCCUUAUGGCAUGCAUUCAAUCUUGUCGUGGUCGCUGGGGCUUGAAUCUUCCUGUGGACGUUCUUCGUGGUUCUCGAUCAAAGAAAGUUCUUGAAGCUCAGUUUGAUAAGAUUCCAUUUCAUGGACUUGGAAAGGAGUUUCCUGCAAAUUGGUGGAAAGACCUUGCCGAGCAAUUGAUUUCACGUGGAUAUUUAUUUGAGACCUAUGAAGAUGUGUACAAAUUUGUAAGUGUUAGUCCAAAGGGAUCAAAAUUCUUGAGAUCGUGUAACCCUGAUUACCAACCUCCAUUACUUCUACCCAUUAGUUCUGAAAUGACGGUUGAUGGGGGAGGUACAGACACAUCUACUGAAAAUAGAGGAAGCCAUGGUUUGACUACGGAAUAUGAAGGGCUGUCUCAGGCUGAAGUGCAACUCUAUAAAAUGCUCUUGGAAGAGAGGAAGAAGGUUGCAAGAGCAAAUGGAACUGCACCGUAUGCAAUUUGUGGUGAUAUUACACUGAAAAGGAUAAGUUUGACAAGGCCUUCUACGAAAGCAAGGCUAGCAAACAUAGAUGGCGUAAACCAGCACUUUAUGAAAACAUAUGGAGACCAUUUUCUUCAAAGUGUUAAACAACUGUCUGAGGGACUGGAUCUCACUUUGGAUGGAGAGAAAUGCAGUCAAAAUGUUCAGCCUUCUGUUUCCACUAAUAGGAUAGUCACAUUACCUGGCAAUAAGAAAUUAACACCGGCAAAGUUUGAAGCAUGGAAGAUGUGGCAAGAAGAUGGUCGUAGCCUCCAGGAAGUUGCUAAUUUUCCUGGGAGGGCUGCCCCAGUAAAAGAACAAACUAUACUCGAGUACAUCUUUGAAGCUGCACGUGAGGGAUUCCCUGUUAGUUGGAGCAGAAUUUUUGAUGAAAUUGGGUUGACAAGAGAGAUAUUCUCCAUGAUUGCAACCGCUGUCUCCAAAGUUGGCAAAGAGAAGAUGAAACCUAUUAAAACUGAGCUCCCAGAAGAGGUGAGUUACCCUCAGAUUAAGGCAUAUUUGGUGAUGCAAGAGUUGGGAGUUUCAGACAAUGUAUUUACAUCUAACCAGCCACAUGACCCCACAACUGGUGAAUGCCUGGAUGAGCUGUCAAAAGUCGAAGAAAUAAUAAAAAUAUCAAAUGGCGACUACUCUUCUUGCGAGGAAAUCAAUCUCCCGGCUGAGAGUGUGGACGUGGAGGAGGAUGAUAUGUUGCACUUUCCUGUAAAACGCCAAAAAACUGAUGGGACUGAGACAAGAACAUCCACAGCAAUGGAGGUAACAGAGGAAAGUUUACUAAGCUGGCUCAAGAAUUUUGAUGAUGGGGUGUCUAUUCCUGAUAUCUUGGAGCACUUCAACGGGUCCACCGAGGAAUCGAUUGUUGAGCUUCUGACUUCUCUUCAAUGUGAGUUCUUGGUAUUCAAAAAGAAUGGUCUGUACAAGCUUCUGUAAGCACUGGGCUGUACAGGGAAGAUUAGCCAUCUGUAAUUAUUUAGUCUUAGUGAUGAAAAGUUUUUUUUUAACUCUAGUGUUGGAGAAAUUUAACACAAUGUUUUUUUUGAUGGAUUUAAGUUUUUUUGGGGGGACUUAGAUUAGCCUAAUGAAGCCUGUGAUCAAAU